AUGUUGCCGUAUUGCAGCCGGCGGCUACUGAAGUCCUUCAAACUUGUUCUGGUGCUGACUAUCUUUGUCUCGUCUGUACUCGUUUACAAGGUCUCAUUCCGGCCUGAUAUUGCCGUUCAGCGCUACCCUCCUCAACGUUUAUCUCAUUAUGAAUGCCCUUGUAACACAUCUGUACAUAGUCAAGCUGGAAACUCACCAUAUGCUAACCAAAAUCUAACGGAAAAUCGUGCACUAUUGCUCUUGGAGAGCGCCUACUCACGCCAUGGUCGUCAGCUUCAGCAGAUUCUCAGCGCUUCGAAAUUCCCAUUUAAAGCGGAGACAUUCGCGAAGAAUCUGCCUUUGCUCACCACAGCCACACAUGGUCGUUAUUCUAUUAUCAUAAUUGAAAAUUACUACAAAUAUCUUAACAUGGCGAAAUGGAAUCGUCAACUAUUGGACAAGUAUUGCGCGGAUUAUAACGUUCCAUUGAUUUCCUUUCUGCCGACGAAGCCAAAUAGCACAUACCAAAAGGUGAAGAUCAAAGGCUCUCAGCUGCACUUUUGGCAAAAUCAGGAAGUUGUGUCAUUGAAAGUGGUGGAAUCAGAUAUUCAUCGAAUCUCUAGAAUUGGCGCAGAGAGAACAGAUAUCAACACUCCGGAAUGGGUCCUCUUCGAGGAGUCAUCGUCUUAUACCACCGUGCUCGCAGCAAGGGAUGCUCUCGGUAGACCUAGAGCGGCUGUGAUUCACGAUACUGGAAAAGUGGAUAAUGUUCAACGAGUUCUUUUCGGUCACAACCUUACUGAUUGGACAAUAAAGAUGACAUUUCUUGACGUUUUGUGGUAUACAACAGGAGGGCAUAUUGGGUGGAGUAUGGACCGUUACGUACAGAUCGAUAUCGACGACAUAUUCGUCGGAGCUCGUGGGACACGCAUGAUAGAGAGUGAUGUAAGGGCAUUGCUCGACAGCCAGGAACAUCUUCGUAAGUACAUUUCGAACUUCACUUAUAUGCUUGGAUUUUCUGGUAGUUAUUUUCGUAACGGAGAUGAUAACGAGGACCGUGGUGAUGAAUUGCUUGUUGAGUUGGCGCAGAAUUUUAUUUGGUUUCCUCACAUGUGGCGCCACAAUCAUGCUCACGAGCAUAAUCUGACGUACUUGGAAGCAACUAUGACUCAAAAUUUGAUGUUCGCUCAGAAUAUGCGUCUUCCAGUGAAAUACCCUUAUGCUAUAGCACCGCAACACGAUGGUGUGUACCCUGUACACUUAGAACUCUACAAAGCCUGGAAGCGGAUAUGGAAGUUAGAGGUUACAGCUACCGAGGAGUACCCUCACUUCAAACCUGCUUUGGGUAGACAAGGAUUUAUCCACAUGAAUAUCUCGGUUCUCCCACGUCAAACCUGCGGUCUUUACACACAUACUCAGUUUUUCCACAAUUAUCCAGGCGGCUUCUCAAAGCUUACGAGUUUGAUUUAUGGUGGAGAGCUUUUCUUCACGAUACUUAUGAAUCCGAUAUCAAUAUUUAUGACACAUCAACAGAACUUUGCGCAUGAUCGAUUAGCAUUGUUCACGUUCGAUAAUCUCGCACGCUUUGUCAGCUGCUGGACAAAUAUUCAGCUGCGUUGGCAGAGCCCAAUUGAGUCUGCACGGAUGUAUUUCUCUUUAAUGCCUCAGGAAACUGUACCUAUAUGGAGUAAUCCUUGUGAAGACCCACGACACAAAGCUAUUUUACCACCAUCGUUGAACUGUUCAAACUUUACGCUUCCGACAACUCUCAUUGUCGGUCCUCAGAAAACCGGCACUACGGCUCUUGCAACGUUUUUGUCAAUGCAUCCCAACGUAUCAACAAAUGAGCCGAUUCCGGAGUCUUUCGAAGAGCUCCAGUUUUUUGGUGGUGCGAAUUAUCACAAAGGAAUAGAAUGGUAUUCGAAGAGGUUCAACACUGCUCACGUCGUAUUUGAUAAGAGUGCAACAUAUUUUGAUAAUCCUUCCGCUGCAAAGCAAGCGUUUGCUCUUAUUCCUAAUGCAAAAAUUGUUGUCAUUUUAUAUGAUCCCGCAAGAAGGAGCUUACUCGUGGUAUCAACAUAUGUUGGCUCACAAUGA
Ostertagia ostertagi is the source of this 2076-nucleotide messenger RNA. The record is from the annotation of a GenBank genome assembly. NCBI's taxonomy places the organism in Eukaryota, Metazoa, Nematoda, Chromadorea, Rhabditida, Trichostrongylidae.